Molecule: messenger RNA, 2272 nt
Organism: Ictidomys tridecemlineatus (thirteen-lined ground squirrel)
Lineage: Eukaryota; Metazoa; Chordata; Mammalia; Rodentia; Sciuridae
Source: RefSeq, a predicted model, not a curated record
GCGGGCCUCUUACAGCCCAGCAUUCCCUUCGUGCCGCCGCCAAGAUGGCGGCGCCCAUGUUGCGGUGCUUUUCCCGGUGCUGGUGGUCCGGGACCCCAGGCCUGUCAGGAGUUUUGGCUCUGGGGCUGCGCAAGGCCCACUCGGGCGCUCAGGGUUUACUAGCGGCGCAGAAGGCUCGGGGUCUGUUCAAGGACUUCUUCCCCGAGAGGGGUACGAAGCUAGAGCUCCCACAGCUGUUCGACCGUAGCGCGACGGGCUACUCUCCUCAGACUAUCUACUGCGGCUUCGACCCCACGGGGGACUCGCUCCACGUGGGGCACCUGCUAGCGCUGUUGAGCCUGUUUCACUUCCAGCGAGCGGGCCACAAUGUGAUCGCGCUGGUGGGAGGCGCCACCGCGCGCCUGGGAGACCCCAGCGGCCGAACCAAAGAGCGCGAGGCGCUGGAUGCGGAGCGCGUACGAGCCAACGCUCGCGCCCUCCGCCUCGGGCUUGAGGCCCUGGCGGCUAAUCACCAGCAGCUCUUCACUGAUGGGCGGACCUGGGGCAGCUUCACGGUGUUGGACAACUCGGCCUGGUACCAGAAGCAGCACCUGGUCGACUUCCUGGCAGCUGUGGGUGGCCACUUCCGAAUGGGCACGCUGCUGAGCCGGCUGAGCGUGCAGACGCGACUCCAGAGCCCCGAGGGCAUGAGCUUGGCCGAGUUCUUUUACCAGGUGCUCCAGGCCUAUGACUUCUAUUACCUGUUCCAGCGUUAUGGAUGCCGGGUCCAGCUGGGUGGGUCUGAUCAGCUGGGCAACAUCAUGUCUGGAUACGAGUUUAUCCACAAGUUGACUGGAGAAGAUGUAUUUGGAAUCACUGUUCCUUUAAUUACAAAUACAACUGGAGCAAAGCUGGGAAAGUCUGCUGGCAAUGCUGUUUGGCUAAACAGAGAUAAGACAUCUCCAUUUGAAUUGUAUCAAUUCUUUGUGAGACUGCAAGAUGAUUCUGUUGAAAGGUACCUGAAACUCUUCACUUUUCUGCCACUUCCGGAGAUUGACCAUAUUAUGCAGCUGCAUGUCAAAGAACCAGAAAAGCGGAGUGCUCAGAAACGACUUGCUGCAGAAGUAACAAAGCUUGUUCAUGGACGAGAAGGACUGGAUUCUGCUAAAAGGUGUACACAAGCCCUUUAUCAUAGUAGUAUAGAUGCACUAGAGGUCAUGUCGGAUCAAGAGUUAAAAGAGUUGUUUAAAGAAGCUUCAUUUUCUGAAUUAGUUCUUGACCCUGGAACAAGUGUCCUAGAUACAUGCCGCAAAGCAAAUGCCAUUCCAGAUGGUCCCCGAGGGUAUCGAAUGAUAACAGAAGGUGGAGUCAGUAUAAAUCAUCGACAAGUAACAAAUCCCGAGUGUGUUUUAGUUGUUGGACAACAUAUUCUCAAGAAUGGACUUUCCUUACUUAAAAUAGGAAAAAGGAAUUUCUACAUUAUAAAAUGGCUUCAGUUAUGAUGAAAAAUCCUUUUGGUUGUUCAAACUUACUCAUCAUUCAUUCUCAAAACAUGAAAGGUUGGCUUCAGAACAAAAAACAGAGAAUGGAAUAUAUAUCAGACCUCACAAUGUGAGUAAUUUAAUUAUUUUAUAGAUUGGUUAAUAAAUAAGUUGUUUAUUUAAUGAUGGUUUAUUUCCUGAUGGCAGAAACAUUAAGGACCACCACAGAAAACCAUGAUUCCCAGGAUUAAUAUUUUAAAGAUUCUGCUUUACAAAAAACUAAAUGGUGCCUUUUCUAUGUCCCCAUCAUUCUUGUUCUGCUUUGGAGUGAUAAGAAUGAACAAAAACUGGAUAUGGUGGUGCAUACUUGUAAUCCCAGAAGCUCGGGAGGCAGAGGCAGGAGGAUUGAGAGUUCAAACCCAGCCUCAGCAAAUUAGCAAGGUCCUAAGCAAUUCAGUGAGAACCUGUGUCUAAAUAAAACACAAAAAAGGGCUGGGGAUGUUGCUCAGUGAUCAAGUGCCCCUGAGUUCAAUCCCUGGUACCAAAGAAAAAAAAAGUGAACAAAAGAAUUGUGAUACUUUUAUGUCAGGAACUGAGCACUGAUCCCACUAGUAUUACAUAGUUGUUAUAAAAUUAGCAGUAUCUCUGGUGUCCGUAUUAGAAAUGGAAAACCUAUUGGAAACAUAAUUUUCUGGCUUUUUUGUUAAGAAGCAGAGUUCUCCUUUAAAAAAAGAGAAAUGUUAGAUGAGGCCAUAGCUAACAUUAUAAAUUACUUACAAGUUCUUCUCAAAAAAAAAAAAAAAAAACACACA